Messenger RNA from Klebsormidium nitens, 3158 nucleotides. NCBI's taxonomy places the organism in Eukaryota, Viridiplantae, Streptophyta, Klebsormidiophyceae, Klebsormidiales, Klebsormidiaceae. The record is from the annotation of a GenBank genome assembly.
AUGGCGGAAACCAAGGAAGAGGCUCCUGGUUCUGAAAUGGACAGACGCACGGUUUUUGUCCGCAACCUUGCUUUCAAUACCACACAAGCUAAGUUGGAGGAAGCGUUCUCAGCUGUGGGCCCAGUCCGCAAGUGCUUCCUGGUCAAGGACAAGGGGUCCGAGCAGCACAAGGGCUUCGGCUUUGUGCAAUUUGCCCUUGCUGAGGAUGCCGAACGGGCAGUGGCCAGCAAGCAGGGGAGCAGCUUGGAUGGAAGGACCAUCAAGGUGGAGGUAGCCAAAAAGAGGGCGUCCUUUGAGGAGCGCAAAACCAAACGAAGGGAGCCAGGCGAGCCUGCUCCGGGCUUCAAGAAGGAGGAGGCCAGGCCCCCUGGUCCGCCAGAAGGAGCUCCGGAAACAGCGAGCAGGGCGGAGGGGGCCGCGCCAGAGGAGGAGGGAGCGCCACAGGUCGAGAAGGAGCCAAAGUGGAAAGCAAAGAAGGCUGCCCACGCUGCGGUUACUGAGACCGCCCAGGGACAGGAAGCGGGACAGAAGCCGGCUGCCAAACGCAAGCGCGAUCGGGUGGAAGGGGCGCCCGCCAAGAAGCCAAAGCAGGAGGGGCAUGUCUCAGAGAAGCAGAAGCCGGCGCGCACGGUGGUGUUUGGGAACCUGGCGACCCCCAAAGUUGUCGCUGCGGUGGUGGCCAAGGUGCGCGCCCUGGGCCAGCUGGAGGAGCUGCGCGAGAGCCUGCCCGACCAAGACCUGGAAAACAACAGUCUGGCCAAGGAUGGCUGCACAGCGCCCGCUGCCUUGGCGGUGUUCCAGUCAGUGCGUGCAGCCCGGGCUGCUGUGGCGGCGUUGCACGGGCAGAAGGUGGCGGGAGAGGUGGUGUGGGCCAGGGAGCUCGGGGGUGAGGGCGCCAAGCUGAAGAAGUGGCGCCUGAUUGUGCGCAACCUGGCAUUCCAAGCCAAGGAGUCAGCGCUGCGAGACCUCUUCUCCCAGGCCGGCUUCGUGUGGCAGCUCACAAUGCCGCGCAAUCCGGAAGGCAGGCUGCGUGGCUUCGCUUUCGUGGGCUACACCAGCAAGGCGGAUGCAGAGAAGGCCAUCGCCUCUCUAAACGGAGCCAAGAUCAGCGGGCGUCCAGUGGUGGUCGAUUGGGCGGUGGCCAAGAGCCAGUACGAGGCGCACGUGGCUCAAACGCAAGAGCAGGAGCCAGUGGGUGAGGAGGAUGGCGCCGCGGGGCUCGGCAAUGAUGACGGCGCAGAGAGCAGCGAUGAAGACUCGUAUGAUCGGGAGGCAGCAGGAGGUGCGCCGGACAGUGAAGAAGAGGGAGUCAGUGACGAGGAGGGGGACCAGGAAGGAAACGACACUGCGGCGGAUGGUCGGACAGGAAAGGCGGAGGAUGAAGGCGCCAUCAUGCGGAAGGUGUUAGCAGGGGUAAUGCAGGACGAUGAAGGGGGCACAGAGGCGGCGGAGGCGGGGGCAGGGGUGGCCUUGGAGGAUGACGAAGACGACCCCCAUGCUGCACGGCGGGCGCUGUCCCGAGCUGCUGGGCCGCGACCCAAAGAGAACGGCGUUGCAGCUCAGAAGGCCCCCGCCCAACCGGCUGCGGCGCGCACGGAGCGGGCGCCCCCGGCCAAGGGGACUGCGUUCGUUGACUUUGCCGCCAAGGAGGGCGCGGAGGCCGCCGUGGCCGCCAGCAAGGCGGCGAGCGGAGCGGGGCUGGUGAUUGGGGGCAAGAGCGUGGUGGCCGACCUGGCGGUGGGCAAGGAGGAGGCCAAGGACAUGGCCGUCGGGCUGGCCGUCAGCGUGCGCGACAAGGACAAGAGGAACCUCUACCUCGCAGAGGAGGGCGCCAUCAAGGACGGAACCGCUGCCGCCGCAGAAAUGUCGAAAGCAGAUGCUGCCAGGCGGCAAAGGCUGGCGGCUGAGAAGGCGACCAAGCUGCGGAGCCCCAACUUCUUCGUGUCGCCGACAAGGCUGGCGGUGCACAACGUGCCUAAGGAUCUCGACGAGAAGUCCCUCAAGCAGAUUGUGAUCACCGCCGUCAAGCAGCGCGCCUCCAAGCAGACGCCGCACCUCAAGCAGGUGAAGAUCCUGCGCGAGGACAGCAAAGGCGAGAAAGGCGGCCCCAGCAAGUCGCGCGGGGCCGCUUUCGUGGAGUUCACGGAGCAUCAGCACGCCCUGGUGGCCCUGCGCGCGCUCAACAACAACCCGGGUCCCUUUGGCGUGGAGCACCGGCCCAUCGUGGAGUUCGCCAUCGAGAACCGGCUCAAGCUGCGGCAGCGCGAGAUGCAGCAGGCCAGGAGGGCGGCCCCGCACAAUAGGAAGGAAGAUGCGGAGGCUCAAAAAGACGGGGAGAAGGAGAUGACGCGGGAAGAGCGCAAGCGGAAGCGGCGGGAGGAGAAGAGGAAAGACAAGAAGGAAGAGCGGUUAAGGAAGAAGCAGCAAGGGAGCAUUCAGCCGGCAGGGGACACGGAAGGGGCUGGGCAGGAGGGCGGUCCCGCGGCAGGCAGGCAGGGGAAGAAGCGGAAGCGGGAGGCAAACGGCAGCGGUGCACGGGAACAAGGGGACGGGGGCGGGAAGGCAGGACCGGGGAGGCCCGCGGUGGCCAGUCGAAAGCCAGUGCAGCGGGAACCUGGUCAGGACUUGGCGAAGACUCUGGGCCUGCCAGAAGGGGAGCGAAGGAAGAAGGGGGAGAAGCCGCUGAGCCGCAAGGAGCGGAAGAAGGCGCAAGGAGGCGGGGGAGAGGACCGGCUGGACCGGCUGGUGGCGGAGUACAAGAGCAAGUACUUCCAGGGAGGGGGGUCCCCGGCGGGCAGCAAGGCAGCACAGCCAAUCAAAGCGCUGAUCGCCCAAGACCUCAGCCGGUGGUAUGAAUGAGCAGAACCGUUUCCGCGGGUACCCGCUUACAUCUUGCCGAAGGGGUCUUGUUUAGCCAGCACUGGCGAAUCUGGGCCGCUUUUUCCGGCCGCUCUGAAGUACCAGCGCGCUUAAGACGCAAAAGAUCGCCGUCAGCUUCUUCUAGCUUCAACAAUCAUGAACUUCGCGCAUGGACUGCCUCCGGGUACUUAUUGUCACUGUUCAGUCAUGAUUCUAGCGCAGAAGCGAGUCAUGCCUUUCUUUUGCAACGUAUGUCGUAUUUUAUCGAGGUGGGUAAUCGGUGGCGGGUAGUGAGGGCG